CGAUCAUAGAUAUCGGGUGUUCUUCGGCAGGGGAUCGAGCCUCGGACGAUGUGCAUGGUCGGCGAUAGUCCUAACCACUGUGCCACCGACGCAUUUGUGAAUCAAGCUGUAAAUCAAAAAUAAAUAAAUAAAUAGACUACUUUUUUUGAUGGCUUAGCACUUAUCGUUGUUUUCGCUUUCGUGGUUGCUCCUCUGCUUAUAGUUGAGAGAACUUAAAUAUGACGUUAUAAAUCUUUUCUCCAUGACGAAGGGGAUAAAAGAGAGUAGAAUCUGUUGCCAGCCUCGUUAUGCAAUUUUGUCUUCAAAGUUUGACCACGGACAAAUUCAUGGUGACAUCUCUCUUCUUAACUAUUUUAGUAUGAGAAAUUCCUGUAAGGGAUGCUGGAGGUCUCCUACCAAAUGUUCUAUUUCAUACAUCUCGGGGUCAGAUUAGUACAGUUUCCUGGUUUCAGAAAAUAUAAUCUUAGUGGUUUAGGUCCCAUGAAAACAAAUGGAUCUCACAGGGAGUUCGUCUAACACGAAACAUUCGUUGACUUGGUUUCCCAGAAAAAAGAAUGAGGUGAAAUCGCUUGGAGGGCCUGUUUGGGUUUGAAUACUGCACUAUGUGGAGAGAGUCUGCCUUGAGAUAUCAAGUUAUAACUGUGUAGAGAGUUUGAAGGGUAGUCUAACGUUAGUGUUCUAAGAUACUUGAAACAAUAGGUAGACUACUUUUGAAAGGGCUUUAGCUGCCUUAUGGCGUCAGCAUUUUAUACUCUAAAGCACUUGGUUUUGUGCUUUGUUAACAUCUUUUCACCCUGUUGCAUUCCUACUUCUCAAACAGAAUGCAGUACACUGUAUGCAAAAAUAAAUCCUCCUCUUCUGUGCCCACUGAAGCUGGUGUCCCUCAAGGCGCUGUACUCUCACCACUUCCCUUUUCUUUCUUUCUACAUGACUUACCAUCUUCAAAUGACAUUAAUUUUAUUAAAUAUGCUGACGACCUGACUGUAUCCUUACCUGUCAAAUGUCAAAGUGACUGCUCCAAACCAAAUGGCUUUUAUCAGAAAUCAGCCAGUGGUCCAAGGAAAACGGUCUUACGUUAAAUCCCUCCAAAUGCCAAACAGUCAAUUUCACCUUUAGGCAUAAAUCUGACCUAAACAAACUGGUUAACACUCACGAGGUGUGCAACAUUGAUAGCACUGAAAUAGAAACCAAGUCGGAAAUUGGAUAUCUUGGCGUCAUUCUGUCUGCUGAUCUUUCCUGGUCGUCUCAUAUCUUGAUGAUUUCUAGGAAAAUAUUCCGUUUUACCUUCUACAUCAAGAAGUUAAGACAUUCUGGAAUAACCCAACCCAACCCUUACUCUUACUAACCCUGCUUAUUAUUCUCUAUUGCUAUCCCUUAGCUUUUCUAAAGCCACUGAAGACAGACUAUACCUUAUUACGCAGGAUGUUAAAGGUUGUCAGCAGGGUAAGCUACGUGUCACUUAACCAGCUUGUUAAUAUUCUGGUUGACAGGCACAUGGACUCAUGUGAAAAAUGGGCUAAAUCCAUUCUAUCUAAUUCACACCAACCUCUUCAUUCACAACUCCCCCCCCCCUUGUAUCUGUCUCAUCAGACUGGACCAAAAGCCUAUAUAGAAAACUAUAUGCUCGUACUAGCAAGUACAAAAACUCAACCAUACCCUACUUAGCUCGUGUUGUGUGCGAUAAAGAAAGCAUUAGGCGUGAUACUUAUAACUUAUUAAAUUGUCAGUAGAACAAAUGGAUCUCGUCUUUCCAAGUCACAUCAUUUAUAGGUUCUUUGUUCUUUCACACUCUGUAUAUCUCAACCUUUUUGUUAACGAUUACGCCAGUAAAUAUGCUAGCAUCUACUUUUCUAACACCUUCAAACAUUCUGUUCACUUUUGGCUUUGCUACCGACAUGUUGACAAAAUUAACUGAGAUUACCUUAAUCUAUGUAGAAUUUUAUUUAUUGUUAAUGUACUAACUGGAUGCAAUACUGUAGUAAAAAUGGUGAAAAUUCCAUUCUAUAUCUCAAGUACUGUUCUGGAAUAAAGCAAAAUAAUUAUUAUUUUAAAGUCAGGGAUAAUUCCAAAGUGUAGUAGGUCACUCAGCCGAGGUAGCUUAAUUAAUUUUGUCUCCUUUCAGAAAUAUGAAGGCUAAACUAUGUAGAUCUAAUUUUACUUUUCAGAGUGUGAAAGAUUAAGGGUGUUCUAUCACUGUAGAGUGAAGUCAUGGCUAUAUCUGUCUUCAAAGGUAAAUGGCUGAUGCAUGUGACAAUCAUUUUUGUAUUAGUAUGGCACAGAAUAUUUUACCUUAUAUCAUACAUCGCAACCUGACUCGAUAAGAGAAUGCUGAAUUUCAUUGAGGUUGUAAUUGUGUUCUCCAUUCUAUACCAUUCUAUUGAUAACACUAUUCUCCAUCUUUCGUCUUAAUGCACUCUACAACCUUCGAUGUUGGCUUUCCUCUCUCUCUCUCUCUUAUCUUCUAUUUGAUUGCAGCUCUUCUGAACACCUUGAGCUGCAAUCUACGAAUGUUUGGCAUGCGAUUCUCUCCCGCUAAACGUAAGAUGAUGCUACAGGACUGGACUUCAUCGACUCCUAGCUUAGAAAUUUGGAGUGAAGUGGUUGGUGGAGCGUGUUGACCAUUUCACUUAUUUGGGAAGUUGCAUCAGGCAGUUCAAGUGUAAAAUACAAUACAAUAUUAAAUCAAUCAGCAUAAUUUUCACAAAGAAAAUCGUAUUAUCUCAUUCAAAAGUUGACGGGUCAACACAGCCCACUUUUUAAUUUUUAAAUGGAAUUUAUAUCAAAACCGGUUAUUUCGUGUGCUGGCGAUGAAAAUCUCUUACCCUUUUUUGAAAGUCAUUGUCUAGGCACUUUAGCCAGUCAUCAAGUGACAUGGAAGCAUCCAAAACUGUCAGUCUCACAUUCUGUUCGCUUGGAAGCCUGUUUUACACGAUUCCGCGUUGAUCAAUUACAGUCAAAUGUAAAAGUUUUGUCAAGUGGACGACCUAUUCGACCUGUUGGCACUUUUCAACCGCUAUUGUAUAUUUAUGUUGUAUCAAGUAAUGUCUCCCAGUAUACUUCACAAGGUGGAAGAAAUGCUGUCGGUAGUUGGUUGGGUCAUUUGCGUGCACGAAAUGUAUUCGAUUGGUUAAUUGUGAUGGUGAAUUCUGAUCCACAGUAUAAUACUCCAAAAAUACUGCAAAAAUCAAAUGUACUGGAUAAAAUUAAAAGUGAUUUCAAUGUUCGUACAGGAGAUCGACAAUUUCUUGAAGUUCCUGCACCAAAUUCAGUUGAAGAAAAAUUAUUCAAUGAAUCGUGGAAUCAGUUGACAUAUCUUAUUCGUAAAGCUAUCAUCACAGCGUGUAUGUCAAUUAUUGUGGAUUAUGAUAUUCACUUGCAUAUGUUAGCUGAUUCACGUUCAAGUUUCACUUGGGAUUAUUUCGAGUAUUUAGAUCGGAAAGAAGAAUUAGCUCAUAUGUACUUAUUCCUAGGAGGACAUGAACAUGCCUUACACGAGUAUUAUGAAGCAACUGAAUUACUCUCCAACUGUAUUCAAACUUCAAUAGAUCAAGGAUCUAGUCGUCCUCAAUGGUUGAAUCGAUUAGCACAACUUUCAUCCUCUGAUCAUGCAUCCUACUACAUCUGUGAUUAUUCCCUAGAUGUUACAAAUACAGAAGCUAAACAAACUAGUCGUUUAAAAGAUCGUAGCGCUACAUUAUUUGAAUUAAGAAAUUACCUAUUAUCACGACAAGCAUCUAUUUUAUGCAUAUGUGAUAAAUUGUAUGAAUUCCCUGCGCAUACUCAUCGGGUUAUUUGUUCUACACUGAAUGAAAUAGAAAUAUUAAAGAUUCGUGUAGAUCCAUUAUAUCGUGCCAUUUGGAUUCUAUGCAUCUGCCUAAAUACCCUAACAAAUAUUCGCCUGGAUUCAGAUCGUUCAAUUGAUGAUAUGAAUAAAUCAAUCAUUGAAGUAUUAGAUACAGCGUAUUCAUGUAAUCAUAUCUUAGAGAAUAUCAGUUCAACUCGGAUUACACGAAAAUCGGCGGCCAGUCAGUCAACGUUGACAGUGACACCAACAACCGCAACAUCAACACAGAAUAUUUUCCUCGAUGCUAGAAAAGACGCCAAUCCUACAGUCUGGUAUAUGAGUCAUAUCGUAGACAAGAUAUAUACACAUUUAAAUUCUCUACAUAAUCAAAUGUUAUCCAGAAAAUCUCCGCCAAUUUUAAUGACACAGCAUAGUAAUAGUGGUAAUAGCUCGAUUAUAACAGAUACCCCAUUGAAAUUCAUGUCUAAACAUAAAUCCUCAAUGAGCAAUAAUAAUAGUAAUAAUACUAAUAACAGUAGUAAUAAUAGUAAUAGUAACAAUAAUAACAAAGCUGAGAAAGAUACUUCUUACUGGACACAGAGUUAUGCAGUGGAAUUAUGGUUGUAUGUUUUUAAUUAUUUAAAGCAAAUUGGACAAAUGACUGGUCUUUGGUGCAGUAGUAGUAGUAUCAAGUCCAGCUCACCAAUUCAUCGUAAAAAACGCCUACUACUGAAUUCAGUAGUCAGUGGAAAUUUGAAGAAAAACACCAAGAAGAAGAAGACGACGAAUCCAUCAGUUGUCGAUUCUUCUAUGAAUGAUGAUUAUUAUAAUAAUAGUCGAAAUGAUGGAGACGAAAAAGAGGAACAAGGAGAAGAAGAAGAAGAAAAGUUUGUUGAUCCACCAGCGAUGUCCGAUGCUGGAGAAGAGAAAAAAGUUGGAGGGGCAGGAGAAGGAGGAGGCGGAGUAGACGGAGAAGGAGGACAGUCGGAAAGAUUUUCCUGUCAAGAUAAUUCUAUCCUAUUGGCACAUAAUCAUUUCAUUCCAUUGUUUAAUUCAUCCGUGAUAUAUUCACAAAUUUUUAUUGCAACUGGACAAACACUAGUCGGUUUCUUGAAAUUCAUACAUAAUCCUAAACGAGCGUAUGAAGUGGUCUUCGAUAUAGCUGAUUAUUUAUUUUCACAAGAAGCCUAUGAUUCUGCUUCAUGGUUAUACGAGUCAAUAAUCAACUUUUAUGAUGAACCUUUAUGGUUAGGCUUGAUAACUAGUGCACGUAUCUGUUUAGCCUGGUGUUUACACUUAUUAUGCAUUGGAAAAGAGUGCAGAAAUAAAGAUAGUUGUGAAAUUGCUCAAAAAUAUAUUCAAGUCUGUUUCACCCUAUCCGGUACACGUAAACCAAUACUACGCAAUGCUGUUGAUCAUGUUUAUCGUAAACUUUACUUUUGGUAUCAAACAUCCAGCUUGACGGAUAUUCUACAUAUACCCACGUAUAGCGAUGCAAUUGAUCCUCAUUAUUGGUGGAUACAAGCUAUAGAAUUUCAUAAUUCAUUAUUAUCCUUCAAUCAAUCGAUUAUUACAAAUCCAUAUGAUAUAUCUGCAUUAUUUCGUUUAAAGCAAGUUGAACUGGAUGGUGUAUGUGAUUGUGGUUAUGAAUUAAUCUCUGCUGAGAUUGAAUCGAAUUCUGAGCGAAGUUUUCAAGUCUCUGUUCAUAUAGUUGGCUCAGAACCAACGUAUGUCGAUUGGCAGACAUUAUUAAAUCCUAAUGAUUUUCUACCAUAUCAUGUAAUGAAUACACGUAAUUCAUCAUUAUUAUCACAAUCUGAUUCACAAUUGCAUUUAGUUAGCUUGGCUAAUCUUCCAUCACUUUCUGUUGUAAACAGUAUAGAUAGUACAAAUACUGUCAAUAAUAAUAAUAAUAAUAAUAGUCCUACUCAAAGACAUGUACGCAGUCAACUAUCUAUUCCAUCAAGUACUGGUGGUGGUCAUGGUAGUCAAUUGGAUUUAGAACAAAUCAUGAAUAAGUACUUACUACCGACACCAGUCACUGUUUCCACUUGUCGAAGUUAUUCCAAUAUACCAGAUAGUUCAAAAGACUACAAGUAUACAAAUUUGUUAAUGGCUGGUGGUGGCGGUGGUGCUGCGAUUAGUAGUAGUGGUCAUGGCAAUCAAGUGAAUCCUGUCGGUUUGUUGAUAAACAAUCGACCACGUGUUGAUUCACGACUAGGUUCACUAUUAAAUGUAGCUGCAUCAUUAGCCAGUAGACCAGCAUGGGGAUCUCAAGAUAUUCCAGGUGGAUUAAAUGAUGAAGCUAAUGCAUCAAACACACCCAAUCUACAUAAACAAUCAGUACAUUUAACAAGCAGAGGUAGAUUUACACGAAUUCCUUCUGAUGGAAUAAUUGAACCAAAUGUGAAUAGAACUCCACGAAUUGUCAGGCAAUAUUCACUUCGUCCAACAAGAAAAAUAUCCUUCACUGUGAAUGGAAAACAGGAUUCCUUUGGUAAUGAGAUAACUGGAUCAAAUAUUAUUUCUAAUACAAAACCACUUUUCGUACUACGGCAGGAAUCUGUUGUGACUAUCAAGCCUGGAUUAAACAAGUUACUGUUCGUCUCUAAUGUGCCAGGAUUUUAUAUACCUGAACAAAUAUCGAUUAUCUGUUAUGAUAAUGGUGAUGAUGCACGUAGUACUGAAGUCAAUUUGGCCUCAGAUGUUGACGGGGAUGUCUACGGACCGAAUUGGCGUAAUGUUGAAUUAAUGCAAACAUUAUUACCAAAACCGGAAAUUGCUUUAUCAUCCAGUAAUGAGGAUAAACCGUAUCCAGUUGUCUUCGGAACAUGUCAACCUAUCCCGAUACGAUUAAGAUUAGGCAAAUUGGGUUUACCACAAGAUUGUAAACUGAGCACAAAAUUAUAUCGUAUUCAUUAUUCAUCGAAUAAACGUUAUACUAAUAAUACAAAAGCUAAGCAUACCCCAUCUGUUGUCUCGCAUAAAUCGUCUACAUCGAUAGUGAUUACUACUACUACUCCUCCUCCUCCUCCUGCUGCACAUGAUAAUGAUGAAAAUGAUAUUCCUGCCAGUAGUACUGUCGGCAUGACAUCUAUUGCAAAUGACUACACUUUAGUGUCGAAAACAUUUGACCAGCAUGAAGACAGCAGUGGUGCACAUCAAACAGUUGACAAUAAUAAUUUUAUGAAUUAUACCCUACCACAUCAAUUUAUCCUAGAAGAUGGACCAGUAGACUUUAUUCAAGAAUACAAUUCUACAACAGAUAAUAAUCCUACUACGACUACUACUACUACUUCGUGUAAAAUUAAUCAUCCUAUGCCGGCAUUUCCACCUGGAUGUUGUUUACAGUUAAGCAGACCAUUACAUUUGUCUGCUGUUUCAUGUAAUGAUCAAUUUGCUCUUUCAAUGCCUAGUGGACAUUAUUGUAUUUUACCAGUGAAUAUUAUCAAACCAUUGGCAUUCAGAUUGAAUAUGUUCCCACUACUUAAAUCAUACAUUAUAUUCAGCUUGCAUAUCGCUUGUGUCGACACAGAUCCAGAUUGUAUUAUCCCACCUGAGUUAUACUGUAGUCUUGAAAGACCAUGUCGAGAGCCAGUCACAUUUGAAUUGUCAAAUAUGCGAUUUUCUCUGUCGGCUUGUAAACCUCCACCUACUCCGACUACUCCUGGCCAACAUAAACGUCAAGUUCUGCGUAGUUCUUCAACUGGUAAUCAACAACAAAAAUCUCAACAUCGAAAUCUGUCAAAAACACGUAGUUCCCCUGCAGCUGAUGAAAGUCCAAAACUUGCUGAGGAGCGUACUACCACUACUUCUACUACGGCUACUCAUAAAAAUGAUUUCUUGAAAGCAGGAUCUGUUGAUAAAUUGUUUGAAAGUAAUGAGGAAAAGCCUAUUGAAUCGUUGAAUGGUGAUAUUUUAGACAAUAAACUUACUAAAGCUUAUGUCAAUCAUUUGACACCAUUUUCAAUCCCUUGGCGUUUUAAACAGUUGGAGUAUAAUCAUUUUAUGAAAGUGUGUAAAGAGGCCCAAUAUCAACCAAUUGGCCGUUUCGAGUGUACAAUGAAUCGCAUUGGUGCUACAAAAAUCAAUCAAGAAAUUCGAGUGGAUUGUGCUAUUCAACAAAAAAUUUAAUCUGGUGUCUUUCUCAAUGAAAGCAUCUUGAAUUCAAUGAUUCAAUGGAAUCAUCUUACACACUAUCCCUCAAAAAGAUGAUUCUACGAAUCCUUCAAAUGACGCGAUGGUUUGGUGGUACUUAUUCGACGUCAUUUAUAAGACUCUUCAUUAUUAUUACUAUUAUCAUUACUACUGUUUAUUUUUGCACUUCUUUUGAUUAAAUGUAUAUUUUUUUAAUCUCACUGACUAUACUACUUAUUCUACAGGAUAAACUACUUAAAUUUUUGUAAUGUCAUUCCUGAAAGCGUCAAUUUCUAACUUGCCUAACUAAAAAAAGAACAACAUAUCAUAACACAUAUAAUACGCAUAUCUGUGAUAUCAAAUUUGCCUUUAUUGGUUGGUAAACAACCGAAUUUUUUUGUUUAUUUUAUUUAUUUUCUUUUUUUUAACUGGACCAAAAUCAUGAUUACGUCAUCAGCGUCAUUAUUAAUAAUAAAAGCAAUACAGGAACCCUACAUUUUUCAAAGUACACACAGCACAUUAUCUAUCAAAACACUACUCUCAGUAGUGUGUACUCUGAUGUCUUCUGUGAAGUGCUCUCAGGAAUCUAACUCUAACCAAUUCAUCACCAAAAUAAUCAUCCCAUAUUAUAUAUAUAUAUAUAUAUACAUAUCACACACAACUUUUAAUUGCUCUAUAUAUUUGAUUGUAACUGUUUUGCUCAAUACUAACCAAUAAUAAUAAUGAUAAAUUUGCUAACUUUUGAAGCUUUUUGUUUUUGUGAUCAUAAAUCCUACUUUCCAUU
Molecule: messenger RNA, 8705 nt
Organism: Trichobilharzia regenti
Lineage: Eukaryota; Metazoa; Platyhelminthes; Trematoda; Strigeidida; Schistosomatidae
Source: the annotation of a GenBank genome assembly